CGUCGUGUGUGGGAUUUCGUGGGGUACGCUCUGCACUGCCUGGGGAGCGGUCGAGAAAGGAGGUUCUGCGAAUACCUGGCCCGGCGUGCUGGUCGGAGACCCUCCUGGGGCUGGGAGCCGGUUUGCGGUGGGGAGGGGCCAAGGUAGAGACCGUGUUUGUGCGGCCGGGGCGGCCCUCGGCCGGGCUCGCUUCUGUGGGGAGCGGCAGUAUGGUAUGGGAAAAGACGCGCCCCCCACCUCCCCCGGCUACUGCCGGCUGGGUGUGCGGGGCGCGUCAGACGGACGCGGCCUUUCCUGGGAGAGAAAGCCCCCGAUGCUUCGCACAGUACAAGCGCAGCCUGCAUUAACCUGUAUUUCCCCGAGCGUGCAACCGCUCACUCGGUCUCCGCCGGCACGGCCGUUGCGCGGCGGGCACCUCAGGCUGCGGCGGCAGCGCUACUCCCGUCCUGUGCUGCCCGCCGUGCUUGCUCCCAAUCAAACUGCUCUGGAAAAUCAUAGAAUCACGGAAUCAUUAAUCUUGGAAAAGUCCUCUAGGAUCAAGUCCAACCGUCAACGCAUCGCCACCAUGCCUCCUGAACCAUGUCCCAAAGUGCCACGUCUACAUGGUUUUUGAAUGCCUCCAGGGAUGGUGACUCCACCACCUCUCUGGGCAGCCUCUUCUAAUGCCUGACCACUCUUUCAGUGAAGAAAUUUUUCCUAAUAUCCAAUCGAAACCUCCCCUGAUGCAGUGUGAGGCUGUUUCCUCUUGUCCUAUUGCUAGUCAUUUGGGGAAGAGACUGACACCCACCUCGCUAUAACCUCCCAUCAGGUAGCUGUAGAGAGCGAUAAGGUUCUUAGCCUCCUCCAGGCUAAACAACCCGUUCCCUCAACCUCUGCUCAUAAGGCUUGAUCUCCAGACCCUUCACCAGCUUCAUUGCCCUUCUCUUGGUACGCUCCAGGACCUCAGUGUCCUUCUUGCAGUAAGGAACCCAAAACUGAACUCAGUGUUCGAGGUGUAAAUAUCGCUAAGGCGUACAAAGGGUGGAGGGGGCGGGCCGGCCGGCCGGCCACCUGCGAGGGGCAGCCGGCUCCUCAAAGCCGCCGGUGGACCAGGGAAGGAGCGAUCCAGCCCGCCCGGCUGGCAGUGCUCCGCGCGAGCGAACAGUCCGGCCCCGGUGUAAAGGCGGGCACAGCCUCCCCCCGCGCCCCGCCCGUCGGGCCGGCAGAGGCAGGCAGCGGGGCGGGCCUGCCUGCGUCGCGGCAGAGCGGAGAGGCCUCCCGUCAGGCAGGCCCGGCGGGAGGCAGGGCGGGGCGAAACGGCGGCCGCGGCUGGGCUGGAGCACGGUGGGGGCGGGCGCGGGCCAUGGACGAGAUGCUGUGGUGGGACCAGCUGUUGGCCGGCAGCUCGGAGGUGGACUGGUGCGAGGACAACUACACCAUCGUGCCCGCCAUCGCCGAGUUCUACAACACGAUAAGCAACGUAUUGUUUUUUGUUUUACCACCCAUAUGUAUGUGCUUGUUCCGUCAAUAUGCAACCUGCUUCAACAGCGGAAUAUACUUAAUAUGGACUCUGCUCGUUGUGGUUGGAAUUGGAUCUGUUUACUUUCACGCCACCCUCAGUUUCCUGGGCCAGAUGCUGGAUGAGCUGGCUAUUCUCUGGGUCCUGAUGUGUGCUCUUGCCAUGUGGUUCCCUAGGAGGUACCUGCCCAGAGUGUUUCGGAAUGACCGGAGCCGAUUUAAAGCUGCCGUGGGUGUGCUGUCUGGAGUUACUACCUGCCUCGCCUUCAUUAAGCCUGCCAUCAACAACAUCUCACUAAUGACUCUGGGUGUUCCCUGCACGGCUUUGCUCAUUGCUGAGUUGAAGAGGUGUGAAAACCUCCGUGUAUACAAACUGGGUCUCUUUUCAGGUCUUUGGUGGAUGCUAGCACUUUUCUGUUGGAUCAGUGACAAAGCAUUUUGUGAGAUCUGGUCCUCAUUUAACUUCCCCUACUUGCACUGUGUAUGGCACAUUUUGAUUUGCCUCGCGGCGUACCUGGGCUGUGUCUGCUUUGCUUACUUCGAUGCUGCCUCUGAGAUCCCUGAGCAGGGCCCUGUCAUAAAGUUCUGGCCCAGUGAAAGAUGGGCAUUCGUUGGCAUUCCCUACGUCACACUCCUCUGCGCACACAAGAAAUCACCUGUGAAAAUUACAUGAAGUUGGCCAUGGAAUGGGGAUGGAGCUUAUAUUCAACUUAUAUUCAAGCACAGACAGGAUUUAAAUAAUGACAAAUGAAUAGGGUUGUAUUUUUUCUUCUUAAGAUAUGCAGUACUUCAGGUGUUUUAGAAAGAGAAGGCAAUUGUGUUCUUUCCUCUCUCAGGAGAGGAGAGUGGAAGCAGGAAGGUUGAGGCUUUUGAAUGCUAAAGUAACCACUAGCUUCUCUGGUUGGCUCUGUUUUGCACCGUGUUUUCAGCGUUAACAUUUCUCUUGAUAAAAGCUCUUUCCAAAUACCAGGGUCAAUGAAUGAUGUUUCUGUGGUAGGUCACCUCUGGUGCUUGAGUCACUUCUUUUAUAAGUCAUUUCUGGCUUAAGGCCUUCUUUGCAAAAGAAGCCCAUCCAAGAUGCCUACGUGCCACCCUGUGUCCUUGUCAGCUCUGAUUUUGACAUGGUUGCACAUGGCCACAAGAGUGUGCUCGAAGCACGUGCACCUCCCAGCCUGGUGUGUAACACAGGGAGUCUGGCUGUGCAUGACAUUGGAUCACAGAGUAUGUGGUUGCUUCCCCAAGUACAACAGGAGACCAGUGCAAAGUGUUUGCAACUGGGUGACUGGAUCAGUGCAGUUAGGCCGUGUAAAUGUGGAAAUAGCUGACAGAAGACGCAGUCCCUAAAACUAAAUAGGAGUUCAAGGGUUUUGAAUUUUUCUGUAUUUCCACUGACCUGUGGACAUUUAUAUGCUGCAUGUUUUCCUCUUGCAGAAACAUCACAGAAAUCCCUUUCUACCUCUACAGACACAUUUAGUCUUGAAUUUGGUUUUGAAGCUCAUAUGGAAGUGCGAACAUUAACUUCAGUAAGAGCUCAGGUCAGCAUGGAUUGACAGUGUGAUUAAACUACAAAAACUUGUAGGUGCCUAGCAGCAUGUCUGAUUUGAGAGUUAACUUCUCACCAGUGCAUUGCAAAGUGACAUGAACAAUAGUCCAGUGCUCUGCUAGUUAUACUUAAGAAAAAAGUAGAUAACCACUUAAAAACCAAGCCGAAGACUUAGAUUUCAGUGAGCAAUGAAAUAUGACAUUGAGUCUUGCAUUUUUACUAGCUGCAGUCUUGGAGAAAAUAGGGU
This is a messenger RNA of Phalacrocorax carbo (great cormorant), 3287 nucleotides long. Lineage: Eukaryota; Metazoa; Chordata; Aves; Suliformes; Phalacrocoracidae. The record is from RefSeq and is a predicted model, not a curated record.